AUGCAUCUAUUUAAAAUAAUUAUUUUAAUAAGUUCUUUAUGGAAUAUAUCAAAUGGAAAUUAUCGAAUAUAUGAAACAAUACCUAAAAAUAACUCGACAGUUUUUGAUUGUUUAUACAAUUUAAUAAUAAAUGGUGAUGAACUCCUUCAGUUGGAAAUGGAUGUACAUAUUGAUAGUAUUCCGUAUUGUCGACAAUCGUCAAUAAAAAAUAAUGAUAAUCCGUUACCUAAUAAUACUGAACAAUGGACCUUUGAUCAACUUCGUCAAAUGAAUAUUUCAUUCAACCAAUUAUACGAUUGGUAUGUCCCAUUAGAUAUUAUUGAAGAAUAUUUAUUAGAGCAAUCAAAUGGAAUAAUUGUUAAUUGUUCAAACAAAAAUAAUUAUUGGUUUGGAAAUCGUUGUCAAUAUACAUUAGAUUCUUAUGCUGAAUUGAAAGAUAUCUUAUGGGAUCGAUUUGACGCUAAACAUUAUAUGGAAGAUCAUUUAUUAACAAUUACCAAUGGAACAUGUUAUUUAGUACCUAAUGAUCAAUGUCAAUCAAUUUUAUGUUUAGAUUGGAGAGAAAUUUGUGAUGGAAAAAUUGAUUGUACAAAUGGAUUUGAUGAAUAUCAUUGUCAUUUACUUGAAAUGAAUGAAUGUGACGAAAUAAAUGAAUUUCGUUGUUUAAAUGGUCAAUGCAUUGAUAAAACAUUUUAUAGAGAUCAAUAUACUGAUUGUAUGGAUUAUAGCGAUGAACGAUUAAACAAUAUAGACAGUUGCUUUUAUACAUCUUAUACUGGUUGUGAAGAUCAUUUAUGUCCUAAUAUGUGGUUUUCUUGCGGUGAUGGAUCUUGCUAUGAUGGGCCGAUAAACUUAGAUACAACACUUUGUAGAUCUAAAAGAGAUUAUCUUUAUUUUCAAAAAAUGUCAUCAUCAUCAUCAACAUUAAUAUUAUUUUCUCAUAUGCAUAUUAUUUACAAAGAUAUGAAACCAGAAAGAAUCUGUUAUAAUCAAUCGUUAUGUCCGUAUUUAUUUAAUACAAUCCAUUUCGGAAUAAUGACAACAUCAUUAAAUGGUUUAACAUGUCAAUUAUUAGAUAAUAAGAUAUCAGAUGUAAAACGAUUUGUUCAAUCAUGUUCAUUAUUACCUUCAGAACAUCAA
Molecule: messenger RNA, 1140 nt
Organism: Adineta steineri
Lineage: Eukaryota; Metazoa; Rotifera; Eurotatoria; Adinetida; Adinetidae
Source: the annotation of a GenBank genome assembly